Molecule: messenger RNA, 1018 nt
Organism: Coregonus clupeaformis (lake whitefish)
Lineage: Eukaryota; Metazoa; Chordata; Actinopteri; Salmoniformes; Salmonidae
Product: protein Mpv17
Exons: 8
Coding region: 248-781 (177 amino acids)
Cellular component (GO): membrane; cytoplasm
Source: RefSeq, a predicted model, not a curated record
GGGUACUUUUAACACUACUGGUUAACUUAGCAAAAAUAACUUGUUAUUAUUUUAUGUUCAAAGAAACACUGCGCGUGUGCAGUGUUUUAUGUUGGUGACGUCUUGAUGAAGUAGGGUUAGCUUCGUUUGCACCACCUGAGGGCGACAUUCUAUCGAUCUGAUCCUAGCUUAAUUGUGGAAGUGACGUUGGUCACAGUUGUGAUGAUCAUCUUUGUGUCAGUUGGAUCUGUAAAGCAGAGAGCGGAGAAUGGCGGGCCUGUGGAGAUCCUACCAGGCUCUGAUGACCAGGCAUCCAUGGACUGUCCAGAUAAUCACAGCUGGCACGCUGGUGGGGGUGGGUGAUGUCAUCUCCCAGCAGGUGCUUGAGAGGCGGGGUCUAGCCAAUCACAAUGUGACACGGACGGCCAAGAUGAUGAGCAUCGGAUUCUUCUUUGUCGGUCCUGUAAUAGGUGGAUGGUACAAGGUUCUGGACAAGCUGGUCACUGGGGGGACCAAAAGUGCUGCCAUGAAGAAAAUGCUUGUCGAUCAGGUGGGCUUUGCUCCGUGUUUCCUGUGUGCCUUCCUGGGGAUCUCUGGAACUUUGAAUGGACUGACUGUGGAGGAGAAUGUUGCCAAGCUCAAGAGGGACUAUACAGAUGCUUUGAUCUCAAAUUACUACCUAUGGCCUCCAGUCCAGAUUGCCAACUUCUAUUUCAUCCCACUGCACCACAGAUUGGCUGUGGUCCAGAUUGUAGCUGUCGCCUGGAAUUCCUACUUGUCUUGGAAAGCCAAUAAGAUGUAAUGGAUGUUUCAGGUCCCGCCCUACCUCACACAUAGGACUAUUAAUGAGACUUUUACACCCAUAAAUCGUGUCAUAAACUGAAUUCAGAAAGCUGUGAAUCCCACACUAAGAUGGUGGUCAGGAACAAAUGGUUAACAAACUAUGAAAUACUGCAUAGUGGACGAUUUUUUUGAAAGUUUGUCACACCUACACACCUACUGUGACGAGUACUGAGGAUACGAAGAGGCAGGACGCAGA